AUCAAUUAGUGGCAGGUGGAUCAAUGUUUGACUAAAUUCCAGAUUUGGAAAAAAUACAGACAGCCUUGUUUUCGGGCAAUUUCAUGGCAGUGUUUUUGUUUAAUCAAACAAUAAAAAGUUUAUUUUUUUUUUGCGGCAUAAUGACAUCCAGCACAAGUGAAAAAUCGGACGGAAAUCUGAGAAAACUGCAUGAAUGCUGUAGUGGCACGUCCUGCCCUUGCACCAGACAGCGUGGCUUAUCUCGCCAUUUCGGCUCUGUAAAUCAGCAGCUUCCCUCUGCUUGCGGGCCGAGACAAAGCAACAGGGGUGACGUGUGGAGAGACGGGCUGCAGCACAUCCCAGAAUCCAGGAGACGAACGCUCGAAAAAGCAGGUCAAAGGCCAUUGGCAUUUCCCACAGCUCUGGUCAAGUGUGAUGUCAGAGAGGUCACAGAGCAAAAGAAUAACAUAACCCCAUGGUGGACGUCCAUGAAGAUAGAUCUGACAAGGCUUGCGAGUGACAGCUCUGGUUCCGUGCGCGAUCUCCCCGGUGUCCCCCCGCCCUCCGUCUCAGCCAUGAUGAAGCCAGCCCCACUGGCCUGGCUCCUGCUGGCCCUGGUGCUGGUCCUGGUGGACCCGCCGGGCUGCACCGCCUUCACCACCAGGGGCCAGAGCCUGCGGGGCCGGGUCCAAAGGGACCGGAGGAACAUUCGACCCAACAUCAUCCUCAUCAUGACCGACGACCAGGACGUGGAGCUGGGCUCCCUGCAGGUGAUGAACAAGACCCGCAAAAUAAUGGAGGACGGCGGGACGACGUUCACCAACGCCUUCGUGACCACGCCCAUGUGCUGCCCGUCGCGCUCCUCCAUGCUGACGGGGAAGUACGUGCACAACCACAACACCUACACCAACAACGAGAACUGCUCCUCGCCCUCCUGGCAGGCGCAGCACGAGCCCCGCUCCUUCGCCGUGUACCUCAACAACACCGGCUACAGGACCGCAUUCUUUGGGAAGUACCUUAACGAGUACAAUGGCAGCUACAUUCCGCCCGGGUGGCGGGAAUGGGUGGGGCUCAUCAAAAAUUCCCGCUUCUAUAAUUACACCGUCUGUCGGAACGGCUACAAGGAGAAACACGGCGCGGAGUAUUCCAAGGAUUAUUUCACAGAUCUGAUAACCAACGACAGCAUCAACUUCUUCCGGACGUCCAAGCGGAUGUUCCCGCACCGGCCGGUGAUGAUGGUGAUCAGCCACGCCGCGCCGCACGGGCCCGAGGACUCCGCCCCGCAGUACUCCAGCCACUUCCCCAACGCCUCCCAGCACAUUACACCCAGCUACAACUAUGCACCCAACAUGGACAAACACUGGAUCAUGCAGUACACAGGCCCGAUGAAGCCCAUCCACAUGGAGUUCACCAACUUCCUGCAUCGCAAAAGACUUCAAACCCUCAUGUCUGUGGAUGAUUCCGUACAGCGGAUAUACGAGACUCUGGUGGAGACGGGGGAGCUGGACAACACCUACGUCAUCUACACGGCGGACCACGGCUACCACAUCGGCCAGUUCGGGCUGGUGAAGGGGAAGUCCAUGCCCUACGACUUCGACAUCAGGGUGCCCUUCUUCGUCCGGGGCCCCAACGUGGAACCAGGAGCAGUCAAUACUCAGCUGGUGCUGAAUAUCGAUUUGGCUCCCACCAUCCUGGACAUCGCGGGGCUGGACACGCCUCCCGACAUGGACGGCAAGUCCAUCCUCAAACUUCUGGAGCAGGAGCGAACGGGGAACAGGUUCAAACCAAACCGGAAAGCCAGAGUCUGGAGAGACACAUUCCUGGUGGAAAGAGGGAAAAUCCUGCGCAAGAAGGAGGACGCUGGCGGCAGCCUGAGCACCCAGCAGACCAACAGCCUGCCCAAGUACAAGAAGGUGAAGGAGGUGUGCCAGCAGGCCGAGUUCCAGACCCCCUGCGAGCAGCCCGGACAGAAGUGGCACUGCGUGGAGGAGAUCACGGGGAAGUGGCGCAUCCAGAAGUGCAAGGGCUCGCCCAAGGAGGGCCCGCGGAAGAGAGCGAGGAGCCUGCGGCCUCGGGCGUUCGACGGCCGGGAGAAGGACUGCGACUGCGGGGAGGGCCAGUACAGGACCGGGCGGGGCGACCGGCGAGGCCACCGCCACUUCUCCCACUCCGGCAGCCAGCGUUAUAGGCCGCGGUUUGUGCACACGCGCCCCUCCCGGUCGCUGUCGGUGGAGUUCGAGGGGCAGAUCUACGACAUCGACCUGCAGGCGGACGACAAGUCGGCUCUCCGCCCGCGGAACAUCAGCAAGAGGCACUACGAGCAGGAGGAGGAGGAGGGGGAGGAGCUGGACUUCGACCUGGAGUCGGACGACGCCUCCGAAGAGAUGCUGGCCGAUGACACCAACGCGGUGGGCUACCCAAACUCCGUCAAAGUCACGCACAAGUGCUACAUCCUGAUGAACGACACAGUGCACUGCGAGCGGGAGAUCUAUCAGUCCUCCAGGGCCUGGAAGGACCACAAGAGCUACGUGGAUCAGGAGAUCGAAGCUCUUCAGGACAAGAUCAAGAACCUGCGGGAGGUCAGAGGUCACCUGAAGCGCAGGAGGCCUGACGAGUGCGACUGCGGAAAGAGGAGCUACUAUAGCAAAGUGAAAGGGCUGAGAAACAAAGCUGAGAGGUUGAAGAUCAAGAAUGACCAUCUCCACCCGUUUAAGGAGGAGGUUGACGGGAAGGCUCAGCUCUUCAACGAGAUCCGAAGGAGGAAGAAGGAGAGGAAGCUGAAGAAGAGGCAGAAGAAGGGAGACGACUGUAGCCUGCCUGGACUGACCUGCUUCACACACAACAACGACCACUGGCAGACCGCACCCUUCUGGAACUUGGGUGGAUUCUGUGCCUGCACCAGCUCCAACAACAACACGUACUGGUGCCUACGGACAAUCAACGAGACGCACAAUACCCUCUUCUGCGAGUUUGCCACCGGAUUCUUGGAAUACUUUGACCUGAACAGCGAUCCUUACCAGCUGACAAAUGCGGUUUACUCAGUGGAGAGGGAGGUCCUGAACCAGCUCCACGCACAGCUGAUGGAGCUGCGCAGCUGCCAGGGACACAGACAGUGCAACCCUCGACCCAAAGGCCAGGACGCAGCUCACAGCCAGCAUGGGACACACGGAAAGGCUAAACUCCCCAACUUCACCGAGGACGUCAACUGGCAAGGACUGGAGGACCUGUACAGCGUGAACGACAGCCUGUAUGACAACAGGCCUGACUACAGUCCCAGCCUGGACGACUGGACUAACUUUCAGAAGGAUGUAGAUAGUAUGUUUGCACUGCUGAGAAAUUUAAAGGAACUAAACCAAACAGACAAACUUGACCCCCUGGCAGAGUUGGGUUCGGGGGCCGCGGGACUGGAGGAGUCCAGCGGAGCGGGGGCCCCCGUCCGGGAGGCGUGGCCAGUAGCCGCCACGCCUAAACCCGCCACCCCCCCAGCUCCCCGCAGCCCAGCCCCCCGCGCGCCCGAGAAGAAACUUGAAUCCCAAAACGACAUCCCCGAGAGGCCCUGGGGCAGGGCGGGCCCGUGGAGGGGAGCCCCGAGGGACAGCUGGGCCCAGCAGCUGGAGGAGGGGCUGGAUGGAGACGGGCUCAUCUUCAGCGGUAACGGCUUCACCGAGCUGGAGACCCGGCACGACUUCCUGCUGCGCUCCUCCUCCACCCUGCAGGCCGACCUGCCCCCGCCCCGCGGCCGGCCCCACGACCAGGACCAAGAGGACAUUUUCCAGGCCCAGGGCUACCUCCCCCUCGCCCCACAGACUGUGACAUCCACAGCGCAGGCCGGGAGGGGCGUGCCCGACCAAACACACGCCCACCAGGGCGGGGCAGAGGGCCGGGACCCUCGGGACUGGGAGGCCAGCGGCCUUCCCCCCACAAGUCACUGAGGCUCGCCUGCUUGCCCCCACACUGUGGAGCCAGAAGAGCCAGAGACAUACUUCUGCAGUGUGGAGUCAGGCUCAUUGCCUUGGAACAUGAUUUAGAACUGUAUUAUAAAUCAUAAUGUUAUUAUGUUUAUUUUUUUACAGGUGCCUCUGGUAAUUAGAAAUCAGUGUUAUGUUUAUAUAUAUACAUUUAUAUAUAUAUAUAUAUAUAUAGAAAAAGAUUAAGCCUAAAUGCAGUUGCAAUGAAAUAUUGGAUUUAAAUUUUAAAUGCCAUGUGGCUAACUCCAUUAAAGUAAUGUUUUUUAAUAUAUUUUUUAUGAAAUACAGGUCAAAUAAAUGGUGAAACCAUUCAGUGCACUCCUUCAUAAAAGAAACCACUGUCAGAUUGUUCAGUUUACUUAAAAUGCACUUUUAAAAUAUUUGCCUUUCAGCAAACUGCUGUUUACCUUAAAACUCUGCCUUUUUAAAAUGUAUUUGAAAUAACCUCCACCAGAUUUUGCCAAAACAUAAAAUGAACAGCUUGGUCUUCACUGCAUUCAAUAAAGUUCUGUAUAAAAAAUAUAUAUAUAUAUAUUUUUAUUGCUAAUGGACACCUGUCUAAAUGGCGGAACUAUGAUAAGCUGAAAAAUACUAGUAUUUAUAAACCAGGGGUUCAGUUCAAGUGUGCAUUCUUUCAAAUAACUUAUUCUCCCUCAAAAUCACAAAGGUCAACCUGAAAAUAUUCAUAUUUAUACCCCAACAAAAGACAUUAGAUUUUACCUUUGUGUUCACUGCUCUGACCCAGUACAUGCAGUUUGUGCCAUUCCAAAAAAAAAUGUGAAUGGAUGACACGUUCAGCUCUUUCCCUGCUUUGAUUGUAAAGAGCAUUGCUUUACAAAUCAGUUCUGCUUCUGUACAUUCCCCCCCUUCCAAAUUUUGCUUGGAUUAGGUGGUUACUACUGAGUAAACGUAUCGAAAGUUUUCUAAUGUAGUGCCUCAGGAAAGCCAAGAAGCCAUUUUGUAAUACAUGCUUUUCAGUAGCAUGAACUUAAUCAUGACACCGCACACUAGGAUUGUUCAUGGCAGCGUAGUGUAAUGGUUUGGUAACUUGGUUUGUAACUCAAAGACUUCAAUUCCCAGGUGGGGCACUGCUAUUGUACCAUUAAGUAAUGUAUAUAACCUCAAUUGCUUCAAGUAAAAAUAUUCAGCUGUGUUUGUUUUA
This is a messenger RNA of Anguilla anguilla (European eel), 5109 nucleotides long. It is a transcript of the gene sulf1, whose product is annotated as sulfatase 1. The transcript has 21 exons. NCBI's taxonomy places the organism in Eukaryota, Metazoa, Chordata, Actinopteri, Anguilliformes, Anguillidae. Gene Ontology annotation, molecular function: calcium ion binding; glycosaminoglycan binding; N-acetylglucosamine-6-sulfatase activity. The coding region runs from base 84 to 3911 and encodes 1275 amino acids. Gene Ontology annotation, cellular component: plasma membrane; Golgi apparatus; endoplasmic reticulum. The record is from RefSeq and is a predicted model, not a curated record.